Homo sapiens (human) is the source of this 4412-nucleotide messenger RNA. RefSeq names its product gem nuclear organelle associated protein 4 (gene GEMIN4). Lineage: Eukaryota; Metazoa; Chordata; Mammalia; Primates; Hominidae. The transcript is spliced from 4 exons. Gene Ontology annotation, biological process: spliceosomal snRNP assembly; rRNA processing. The coding region runs from base 779 to 3967 and encodes 1062 amino acids. Gene Ontology annotation, cellular component: Gemini of Cajal bodies; nucleolus; SMN complex. The record is from RefSeq and is a predicted model, not a curated record.
GAUCUGUGAAGAUAGUUUCUAUUAAAGAAGAAGUACCAGGAAAUCCCAUAUGCCACCGUAGACCUGCCUUUCUGGAUACCAUUUACUACUCCAUACUCCAGCCGCCAUGCACAAUGGUUGUGUAUGAGGCUCCUGUGAUCAUUAACAGGAGUAGAAGCUGGGCUCAGACACUCUGGCACUUGCAUAGGUCAAGGGGUGUGUUGUGCUCUUGCAACAAAUCCCACAUAGACAUCCAUAUGCAUAUUGUCCCACCGUCCCCUAAGCAGAAACCAGGGUUAAGUACAGAAUAGUCCCGGGAACAUUUUGGUUGCCCGGCCUUAGGUGAGCCUUUCUGGGGCUGGGAUUUUGACACCAUCUGCUCCAUUGUUUCUAAACUGCUGUGUUCUGGCGCAUCAAUUGUUUCAUCACAUUAUCAUCACGGAAAGCUUGGUCUCCCUCAAAACAUGAACCGGAAGGAAGGCUUGGAGAAGCAAUCUGACCAAGAUCACAUCCCUUUUUUUUUUUCGGAGAUGGAGGGGGAGUCUCACUGUGUUACCCCAGCUAGUCUUGAACUCCUGGCCUCAGGGAUCCACCUGCCUCAGCCCCCCAAGUAGCUGGGAUUACAAGUGCUAGCCACUGAACCUGGCCAGAAUCACAUCAUUUUUAAAUGGCUGAACUAGGAUUUAAACCCAUGUCUGAUUAAACAUCCCAAGAUGUUUUCCAUGAGCUAGGGCCAUGAGUACCUUGUUUUUGACUGGAAGGAGCUGUGGGGUGGACCGUUUCCCUGAAAGCUAGAAGAAUGUUUGAAGCCUGUUCCCAAGGACCCUUGAACAUCUGUGAAGAAAUGACUAUUCUGCAUGGAGGCUUCUUGCUGGCCGAGCAGCUGUUCCACCCUAAGGCACUGGCAGAAUUAACAAAGUCUGACUGGGAACGUGUUGGACGGCCCAUCGUGGAGGCCUUAAGGGAGAUCUCCUCGGCUGCAGCACACUCCCAGCCCUUUGCCUGGAAGAAGAAAGCCCUGAUCAUCAUCUGGGCCAAGGUUCUGCAGCCGCACCCCGUGACCCCGUCCGACACAGAGACACGGUGGCAGGAAGACCUGUUCUUCUCGGUGGGCAACAUGAUCCCCACCAUCAACCACACCAUCCUCUUCGAGCUGCUCAAAUCCCUGGAAGCUUCUGGACUCUUUAUCCAGCUCCUGAUGGCCCUGCCCACCACCAUCUGCCAUGCAGAACUAGAGCGCUUUCUGGAACAUGUGACCGUUGACACUUCUGCCGAAGACGUGGCCUUCUUCCUGGACGUCUGGUGGGAGGUGAUGAAGCACAAGGGUCACCCGCAGGACCCCCUGCUCUCCCAGUUUAGUGCAAUGGCCCAUAAGUACCUGCCUGCCUUAGAUGAGUUCCCCCAUCCUCCAAAGAGGCUUAGGUCAGACCCAGACGCGUGCCCCACCAUGCCCCUGUUGGCCAUGCUGCUCCGCGGGCUGACACAGAUCCAGAGUCGGAUCCUGGGCCCGGGGAGGAAGUGCUGUGCGCUGGCCAACCUGGCUGACAUGCUGACUGUGUUUGCGCUGACAGAGGACGACCCCCAGGAGGUGUCUGCAACCGUGUAUCUGGACAAACUGGCCACGGUGAUCUCUGUGUGGAACUCGGACACCCAGAAUCCCUACCACCAGCAGGCGCUGGCAGAGAAGGUGAAGGAGGCAGAACGGGAUGUCAGCCUGACCUCGCUGGCCAAACUCCCCAGUGAGACCAUUUUCGUGGGCUGCGAGUUCCUGCACCACCUGCUGCGGGAGUGGGGGGAGGAGUUGCAGGCCGUGCUCCGCAGCAGCCAGGGGACAAGUUACGACAGCUACCGGCUGUGCGACAGUCUGACUUCCUUCAGCCAGAACGCGACGCUCUACCUGAACCGCACCAGCCUGUCCAAGGAGGACAGGCAGGUGGUCUCUGAGCUGGCGGAGUGUGUCAGGGACUUCCUGAGGAAAACGAGCACGGUGCUGAAGAACAGGGCCUUGGAGGAUAUCACAGCUUCCAUUGCCAUGGCCGUCAUCCAGCAGAAGAUGGACCGCCAUAUGGAAGUGUGCUACAUUUUUGCCUCUGAGAAGAAGUGGGCCUUCUCGGACGAGUGGGUAGCCUGCCUGGGGAGUAACAGGGCCCUCUUCCGACAGCCAGACUUGGUGUUGAGGCUGCUGGAAACAGUGAUAGACGUCAGCACAGCUGACAGAGCCAUCCCUGAGUCUCAGAUCCGGCAGGUGAUCCACCUGAUCCUGGAAUGUUACGCAGACCUCUCCCUGCCAGGUAAAAAUAAAGUCCUUGCAGGUAUCCUGCGUUCCUGGGGGCGAAAGGGCCUCUCUGAAAAGUUGCUGGCUUAUGUGGAGGGUUUUCAGGAAGACCUCAAUACAACUUUUAACCAGCUCACUCAGAGUGCCUCCGAACAGGGCUUGGCAAAAGCUGUGGCCUCCGUGGCCCGCCUGGUCAUAGUGCACCCGGAAGUCACGGUGAAGAAAAUGUGCAGCCUGGCUGUGGUCAAUCUCGGCACCCACAAGUUCCUGGCCCAGAUUCUCACUGCCUUCCCUGCCCUUAGGUUUGUGGAAGAGCAGGGUCCCAAUUCAUCUGCCACUUUCAUGGUGUCAUGCCUCAAAGAAACCGUCUGGAUGAAGUUCUCUACACCCAAGGAAGAAAAGCAAUUUUUAGAGCUCCUGAACUGCCUGAUGAGUCCCGUGAAACCCCAAGGGAUUCCAGUGGCUGCUCUUCUUGAGCCAGACGAGGUGCUGAAGGAAUUUGUCCUGCCUUUCUUGAGGUUAGAUGUUGAAGAGGUAGACCUCAGUCUGAGGAUCUUCAUCCAGACUCUAGAGGCAAACGCGUGCCGAGAGGAAUACUGGCUCCAGACCUGCUCCCCGUUUCCACUCCUCUUCAGCUUGUGCCAGCUCUUGGACCGCUUCAGCAAAUACUGGCAGCUUCCCAAGGAGAAGCGGUGCCUCUCUUUGGAUAGGAAGGAUCUAGCGAUCCAUAUCCUGGAGCUCCUGUGUGAGAUUGUAUCAGCCAAUGCUGAGACCUUCUCCCCGGAUGUCUGGAUCAAGUCCCUGUCCUGGCUCCACCGCAAGUUAGAACAGCUAGACUGGACUGUGGGCCUGAGGCUGAAGAGCUUCUUCGAGGGGCACUUCAAGUGUGAAGUGCCAGCCACACUUUUUGAGAUCUGUAAGCUUUCAGAAGACGAGUGGACCUCCCAGGCCCACCCAGGGUACGGGGCUGGCACGGGGCUCCUGGCCUGGAUGGAGUGCUGCUGCGUCUCCAGCGGCAUCUCGGAGAGGAUGCUGUCUCUCUUGGUGGUGGACGUGGGCAAUCCUGAGGAGGUCAGACUGUUCAGCAAAGGCUUUCUGGUGGCCCUGGUGCAAGUCAUGCCUUGGUGCAGCCCUCAGGAGUGGCAGCGCCUUCACCAGCUGACCAGGAGACUGCUGGAGAAGCAGCUCCUCCAUGUCCCUUAUAGCCUGGAAUAUAUUCAGUUUGUUCCCCUGCUCAACCUGAAGCCCUUUGCCCAGGAGUUGCAACUCUCCGUCCUCUUCCUGAGGACUUUCCAGUUUCUCUGCAGCCAUAGCUGUCGUGAUUGGCUUCCUCUGGAAGGCUGGAACCACGUGGUCAAACUCCUCUGUGGCAGUCUGACCCGCCUCCUGGACUCAGUCAGGGCGAUACAGGCAGCUGGCCCUUGGGUUCAAGGACCAGAGCAGGACCUGACCCAGGAAGCCCUGUUUGUUUACACCCAGGUGUUCUGCCAUGCUCUGCACAUCAUGGCCAUGCUCCACCCGGAGGUCUGUGAGCCACUCUACGUUUUAGCCUUGGAAACCCUCACCUGCUAUGAGACUUUGAGCAAGACCAACCCUUCUGUCAGCUCCUUGCUCCAGAGGGCACACGAGCAGCGCUUCUUAAAGUCCAUUGCUGAGGGCAUCGGCCCUGAAGAACGGCGCCAAACCCUGUUGCAGAAGAUGAGCAGCUUCUGACUUGGCGUGGGGAGCUGGGCCCCAACAUGGCGGGUCUGCAGAAGAUCAGCAGCUUCUUACCUGUGCGGGAGCGAAAAAGCUGGGCUUCAACAUGGCAGGUCUGUAGGGGUCAGACCCGAGCAGCCUGGACUUUACAGUUAUGUGAAACUGUCCACAAAAAGUCAUGGCAAUAAUGGUGUAAAGAAAAUAGUUUCUUGGGUAUUUGUAACGUACAAACUAUCAUAAAAAUUCUCCUCUUUCGCAUCUCACUUUGUCUCUUCUAAGUCGGCCUCAGCAAUAGCCCAGGAUUAAAUAUGCUCUGAAAUUGGGUUUAGUGUCUUCAAGAUCAAAUCCAGCCAGGAGGAACAUGUUCAUAACUGGACUUUUCCAUCCUAGAUUUUGGCAAAUAAGCCCAAAGUUGAAACCAUGUGAGUGGAAAAAGCAUUACAUGGUACGUAUAACCCCC